GCACUAAUUCUUUUCACCGCGACCGCAUUGAAUUGGUCUCCGAUGCAAGCCAAAACGCAACAGACGGAGGUGCAGGCACCUUAGUGCCCCCAAAUGACAUGUCUACACGGUUGUCGAACGCCUUGAUUACCGAAUCAUCGGACUCUGUGAACUCUAGUCCUUCACUGGAUACGGAGAGCAGAGAUCCUACUCCUAUGUCGUCUAUCUCCCCAGACGCUAUGAACUUGGACAUCGUGGAUGCGCCAAUACCAAAUCAAAUUCCAGGUCUGAUGGUAAUAUCUCGACAGCAUAGUGGUUCAACGCCAAGUAUGCAUACUGUCGAGCCAUUAGCCUUACCUGAUGAUAAAUUUAUGUGCCCACGAUGUCCAAGAGAAUUCAAGUCGUUAGCAAGAGCUAGGCAACAUAUCCGAACAUUCCGCCACCGCCAUUCCUGCACUGUUCCUGGUUGCAGGUGGAGCUUCGAGGCUCCCAAAGAUCUUGAACGUCACUUACCCACCCACGACGCUGGAUCUCGAGAAGUGCUGACCUGCCCGGUUGCAGGUUGCCGCUCGAGACGUCCUGGGACAUUUAGUCGUCAUGAUCUACUAGAACGGCAUAUGCGGAAUUUCCACCCAUGAUAUCCUUAAUACAGAUUGGAAAUAGGAUACAAGUUCUGUGUUAUAAGAUAUUACGUCAUCGUUGGUCUGUUUCAAGACGGCCACGUAUGUUAUUGAGAGGAAUUUAUAG
Mollisia scopiformis is the source of this 726-nucleotide messenger RNA. RefSeq lists its product as uncharacterized. The record is from RefSeq and is a predicted model, not a curated record. The coding region runs from base 99 to 617 and encodes 172 amino acids. Gene Ontology annotation, cellular component: nucleus. The transcript is spliced from 4 exons. NCBI's taxonomy places the organism in Eukaryota, Fungi, Ascomycota, Leotiomycetes, Helotiales, Mollisiaceae. Gene Ontology annotation, biological process: regulation of transcription by RNA polymerase II.